AUGUCUGACAAAGACUUCAACGAGAAAGUCCACGUUGUGCAUUACGAGACGGCGCAUAACAGCCACGAUGCCGACCACGCACCCGACAUUAGGCGGGUUACGUCGCAUGGGUCGCGCGGACGGCGUCCGAGUCACGACAAGCUGCCAUUCACAGUCUCAGAGAAUGAGGUUACGGACCAGGAUAUCGUAGAGGGCGAGGACUUGAUUCGCGCACAUGACGAGUUCACCGAAAAAGAGUACAGCCGCGUCAUCCGCAAGGUCGACUUUAUCAUGAUGCCCAUGCUCAUGCUCUUGUACGGCUUGCAAUAUUCAGACAAGACGAGUCUGUCAAGCGGUGCCGUGUUCGGCCUGCUACAAGACACGAAUCUCAGCAAGGCCGAGUUCGCAAACCUCUCCACCAUCUUCUAUGUGGCAUAUGCGGUUGCGCAGUAUCCCAUGAUGUUUAUGCUGCAGCGUUUCCCACUCGGACGCGCGCUCGCCGUCUGCGUCAUCAUCUGGGGAAGCAUGGUCCUCUGCCUCGCCGCCUGUAACAAUUACUCUCAGCUUUUAGCUGUUCGUUUCUUCCUCGGCUGGUUUGAGGCCGUCGUCACUCCCGGUUUCGCCAUCUUCAGUGCGGCAUGGUACCUGCGUAAAGAGCAGUCCCUCCGACAGGGUCUGUAUUACUCGAUGAACUCGUUUUUCGCCGUCAUUUUCGGCGUGGGGAUUUACUACCUCGCAGAUAAUGCGCAGAGGAAGGGAGGCAUCGCGGCGUGGCGUGUCAUCAACCUCUUCCUCGGCGGCCUCACUGUCGGCAUGGGAUUCGUCUUCCUCGCUUUUGGCGGCACACCAGACGAGGUGUGGUGGCUCAGCAAGCGCGAGAAGCGCAUGGCUAAAGCUCGUAUUGUUUCCAACGCUACUGGCGGAGGCGAGCGCCAACCAUGGAAGUGGAAGCAAGUACGCGAGUGCCUACGUGACCCGCAAUGGUACUGCGCGCUCCUGUUCAACCUCCUCCCAUCCAUUCCCAACGGCGCCAUUUCGACGUUUAUGAACCUCAUCUUCACAGGUCUUGGGUUCACGCCCCUCGAAUCGGUCCUCUUCUCACUGCCAAUGUAUGGUCUUUGCUUUGUGGGAAUGAUCAUCUCAUCCAUCAUUGUUCGGUACUACGUGUGGAUGCGCUUCCCAAUCGGAAUCUUCUGGCAGUGCACAGUCAUUGUCGUCCUCUUCUUCCUCGGAUUUGCCGAGGAUGCGGACAAGUGGACAAAGUACGGCGUCAUGGUUAUGGGCGUCUGUUUCUCCAUCGGGACAUUCAUCCUCGCCUGGCCCACUAUUUCCGUCAACGUCGCUGGUCGAACCAAAAAGUCUUUCUUUGGCGGAUCUUCACUCAUCGCGUAUUGCAUCGGCAACAUCAUCGGGUCGCAGGUCAUGCGUCCCGACGAUGCACCGCUUUACCGCCGCGGCAUGACCAUCUGCGGCACAGUCAUGAUUGUCAACAUUGUCAACACGCUUGUGUGGUGGUGGCACUACAAGCGCGAGAACAAGAAACGCAAUGCCGAGUUCCUCGCAUCAGGCCUUACAGAGGAAGAGCGUGACCACCAGAACUUCCUCGCUGGCGAGCUGGACCUCACUGACAUGGAGAACCGCCACUUCCGCUACCUCGCGUAA
Molecule: messenger RNA, 1641 nt
Organism: Cutaneotrichosporon cavernicola
Lineage: Eukaryota; Fungi; Basidiomycota; Tremellomycetes; Trichosporonales; Trichosporonaceae
Exons: 7
Coding region: 1-1641 (546 amino acids)
Biological process (GO): transmembrane transport
Cellular component (GO): membrane
Molecular function (GO): transmembrane transporter activity
Source: RefSeq, a predicted model, not a curated record